Messenger RNA from Gigantopelta aegis, 1995 nucleotides. Its product is annotated as sulfotransferase family cytosolic 1B member 1-like. The record is from RefSeq and is a predicted model, not a curated record. Bases 132 to 1424 code for a protein of 430 amino acids. Gene Ontology annotation, biological process: sulfation. Gene Ontology annotation, cellular component: cytoplasm. Gene Ontology annotation, molecular function: sulfotransferase activity. The transcript is spliced from 7 exons. NCBI's taxonomy places the organism in Eukaryota, Metazoa, Mollusca, Gastropoda, Neomphalida, Peltospiridae.
CCGGUGGUGAAGUAGGUUCGUAGUUCAGUUAAAAACAAACUGAAACAUUAGUCUGAAAAACAACAACUCUAGGGGUUUGUUUGCAUCAUUCUGGGUUUCACAAGAAUCUGUACCAAGAUUGGGAGAGUGGCAUGAUGUUCUACAUAAAGAUUUUCAGCAGACAUAUUACAACAAAAUGCUUCAAACAAGAAACCUGGCAGUCAUUUCAUAAAUACUGCCCACCACUCUAUCGCAAUUCUACUGGCUUUCUAUAUCCUAGCAGAAACCCUAUUAAAUCUAUUAGUUCUUUUGGCAGACAGUAUGCAAAAUUCAGUAGCAUCAAAGAAUUUAGAAAUCAUCGCUCUGUGUUAGGAAUGAAAAUCACUGUUCCGAACUACCGGACAUAUUCUCAGGGUCUCUCACCAGAGGGUAGAAAACGCCUGCAGUGGGCCACCUAUCUGUCAUGUUUGAUAGGAGUAGGACUGAUGUCGGCUAUAGGUUUGCGAGAGUUCAAAAAGUUCAAGAAGACGGCCAGGGGUAUGGAGCCCAUAGAGCCUGAACUUGGAAUCACAGGGAGACAUGUGGUUAAAUACAGGUACCGAGGAUAUGUGAUUCCUGUCUACACAGCAGAUGUCAUGGAUAAUGUAUUCAGAUUUCAAGUCAGGGAAGAUGAUACCUGGGUUGUGUCGUUUCCAAAAGCAGGGACAACGUGGCUAACGGAGAUGGUCUACCUCAUAAUGUCUGAUCUGAACUACGACGAUGCGAGGCAGAAGACCAUUGAUGAGAGGGUUCCGUUCUUCGAGUUUGUAAUGCCCGGACUGCGCUCCAUCAGCAAGCAGCCCUCCCCCAGGAUCAUCAAGACACACCUGCCUUUCUCACUGCUGCCCACACAACUGAAGGAAAAGAAACCAAAGAUUAUAUAUAUUGCCAGAAAUCCAAAGGAUACAGUGGUGUCGUACUACCAUUUUACUAAGGCACUGGCUAAAAUUAAUUACAAUGGGGACUUCAAUCACUUCUUCAAUGAAUUUUUUAACAACACCAUGUUAUUUGGCCCAUGGUGGAAACAUGUCAAAGAAGGUUGGCAGAUGAGAGAUGAAGACAAUGUUUUGUUUCUAACUUACGAACAGAUGAAAAAGGAUCUGCCCGGGACUAUCCGUAUGGUCUCCAUGUUCCUAGGAAAACCGCUGAAUGAAGCCGAGAUAGAGAAACUUGCUGAGCACUGCUCCUUCAAAAACAUGAAGGCCAAUCCAUGCGUCAACUACAGCUGGUACGAGGGCUGGAUAUACAAGAAAGAACACGAGGAGUUCAUGAGGAAAGGUAUUAUUGGAGACUGGAAGAAUUUUAUGACUGAUGAAAUGGCAAAACAAAUGGAUGAUUUGGUUGCUAGGGAACUGAAGGGUACUGGACUACAGUUCUAUGAUGUGUCACCAGAGACGAGAGUGUGACAAACUUUACCUGUGGAUAUUGACUGCAAUGUUUGUUAUACUCAGUCUCAUAUAUGUUUUUAAAAACAUAUUUUUUUCUGGGUCUUAAAAUCCAAAUUAUUCAGAUGGAUGUUAUUCUCUUCUUAUCUCAUUUUAUUCAAAAUCAUGAAAUGUUUAAUUUUUUAACCUACUCAAAAUUUGAGGUUAAGACAUUUUUUAGUGCAAUGUCAAUACAUCGAACAUGUUAAAUGGCAGUUUCUCAGGAUUUCUGAUCUCUGGUUCCAUAGUUAUAAACGCAGGUAAACCGACGUAUGAUACUUAUCUACCUAUUUAAGAAGGGCUUGCAUGCCGUUAAUGCUUGAUAGAUGGAUGGAUGCAGGGCUUCUACAAUUUGUAUAAAAUUCACUAGCUAUGAGGUCAGUGAUUUAAAAAAUUUACUAGCCACGAUUAAAAAUUCACUAGCCCUACUUUACUUUAAGUCAAUACAGUUUUACUGAAUAAUCUUAUAAUCAGAUAUAUCACCUAAAGAGGGAGAUAGAGCUUAAAAACACUAACAUUGGGGGUUGGGGUGAGUGCAGGAUAUUCAUAUUUA